Molecule: messenger RNA, 948 nt
Organism: Morus notabilis
Lineage: Eukaryota; Viridiplantae; Streptophyta; Magnoliopsida; Rosales; Moraceae
Product: isoflavone reductase homolog
Exons: 4
Coding region: 4-948 (314 amino acids)
Molecular function (GO): oxidoreductase activity
Source: RefSeq, a predicted model, not a curated record
AACAUGGCAAAGAGCAAGGUUCUUGUGGUGGGUGGUACUGGCUACAUAGGCCGGAGAAUUGUGAAGGCAAGCCUAGAGCAAGGCCACCCAACCUAUGUCCUUCAGCGGCCGGAGAUCGGACUCGACAUCGAGAAAGUGCAAAUGCUUCUUUCCUUCAAGAAGGAAGGAGCUCAUCUUGUGGAGGGCUCGUUUUCCGAUUAUAAGAGCCUUGUGGAUGCAGUGAAACGGGUUGAUGUUGUGAUCUGCGCCAUGUCGGGAGCACAUAUGCGGAGUCACAACAUUCUGUUCCAGCUCAAGCUUGUGGAAGCUAUCAAAGAAGCAGGAAAUGUUAAGCGUUUCUUGCCUUCAGAGUUCGGCAUGGAUGUAGCGCGAAUUGCGGGACAUGCAAUGGAGCCUGGAAGAGUAACAUUCGAUGAGAAAAUGACAGUGAGGAAAGCAAUAGAGGACGCCAACAUUCCCUUCACUUAUAUCUCUGCAAACGGAUUUGCUGGUUGGUUUGCCUGCAAUCUCUCCCAAAUGGCACCACUUUUCCCCCCAAAGGACAAAGUCCGUAUUUAUGGAGAUGGCAAUGUUAAAGCUGUUUUUGUGGAGGAAUAUGACGUAGCAACAUACACAAUCAAAACAAUAGAUGAUCCUCGUACUUUGAACAAAACCCUGUACAUUCGGCCACCGGAAAACAUUCUAACUCAACGACAAUUAGUUGAGAAGUGGGAAAAAUUAGCUGGAAAGGAACUAGAAAAGAUCUUCAUCUCGGAAGAAGACUUCCUUGCCUCCAUGAAAGAUUUGGAUUUCAUAAUGCAAGUUGGAGUGUCACACUUUUACCAUAUUUUCUACGAAGGUUUUAUGACCAACUUUGAGAUAGGAGAGGAAGGAGAAGAAGCUUCAGAUCUUUAUCCAGAAGUCAAAUAUACCCGGAUGGAAGAGUACAUGAAAAAUAUAUCUGUGUGA